Molecule: messenger RNA, 1187 nt
Organism: Eurytemora carolleeae
Lineage: Eukaryota; Metazoa; Arthropoda; Copepoda; Calanoida; Temoridae
Product: protein rolling stone
Exons: 10
Coding region: 102-884 (260 amino acids)
Cellular component (GO): membrane
Source: RefSeq, a predicted model, not a curated record
UUUUUUAUAUAUUAAUUGAAAUUGUUAAUCUCCUUUAAAUUUGCAAAAGUUUAUUAUUUUUAUUUUUAUUUUAUCAAAUAAAACAUCAGACUUUCUACAAGAUGGUAAUGGGCUGGAGGGAUUCUGAAGAAAUUAAUCUUAAUUCAAAACAAUUUACAAAUUCUUGGCUAUCUGGAGAAAGGGUUGGGAUCCUGUACAUACUAUACAGAUGGUUUUUGUCAGUAUUCUUCAUAGUUUCUAUCAUCCAGUCAGUUGUAGCGAGUACUAUUUACUUCUUGGAUAAAUCUGAACCAGAGAACGUAUAUAAAUAUUUCAUUUAUCUCACAAAUAAUGGCAGAUGGUUGGCUUGCCUGGCUUACUCUGUAGAAGCUGGUUUAGUUACUGGACGGUUUUAUCAGGAGAAGAAAGGAAUUUAUAAAGAGUGCAUUGAUGAGGGGGAAUACACGCUACCUUUCUAUAUUAAGAUCAGCUGGUUUCUUAACAAUUGUACUUCUUCUAUUUCUGUGCUCAUAUGUACAGUAUACUGGACCCUACUGUACAAUGCAGAAAGACAACGAUUAGAUUUUGAAAACUUCUCUGGGCAUCUUUUGACAGCAAUUGUCUCAUUUAUCGAUAUUUGCGUAUCUGACAGACCCUGGAUACUCCUUCACUCCCUGCAACCUGUUCUAUUCUGUAUUAUCUACUGCUUCUUUAGCUUAAUAUACUUCAUGACUGGAGGAACCAACUACUACGGGGUUUGUCUGUAUCCAGUAAAUGUAAAAAAGGGAAGGUUUAUGUUGGGCAGGAAAUCAAAUGUGUUAUUCCAAAAAAUGUUUAUAACUUUAGAAAUUACAAAAUUCAUGAUUAAAAACCGAAAAUCGGCAACAUUGUUGAUAUAUUUAUAACGUAGUGCUACCCUGUUUUAUUCUGAAAAUUUACUCCGUUGUUUCUGCGAGCAGAUCUGCGGAAGUCACUUUGUACAGAAACCACAAUUGACAACAACCAGUUUUCAAAAAGAAGAAGAUAGAUAUUUCAAGCAUGACAUUCUUGAUCAGGAAAUAUUUUAAAGGGAGUGACCGGCAAUGAAUGUUAGUUGAAAAAUAAGUAAUUUUAUUCAAUUAUUAGUUUCUAUGAUCUCUCAUUAUUUACAGAGAUGUGAAACAGAUUUUCUGGAAUUUUUAUUGAAAAGACGACAUUCGAAGAAUUUU